Aspergillus piperis CBS 112811 is the source of this 1836-nucleotide messenger RNA. RefSeq names its product putative C6 transcription factor. The record is from RefSeq and is a predicted model, not a curated record. Gene Ontology annotation, biological process: DNA-templated transcription. NCBI's taxonomy places the organism in Eukaryota, Fungi, Ascomycota, Eurotiomycetes, Eurotiales, Aspergillaceae. Gene Ontology annotation, molecular function: DNA binding; zinc ion binding. Bases 1 to 1836 code for a protein of 611 amino acids. The transcript is spliced from 7 exons.
AUGGCCUACGAUGGGGCGGAGACCGGGUCUGCAUGUUUGAUUGGCGCUCAGACAGCGGAGACUCCGGCGGAAAAGGAGUUGUCCCAGAAUUUGAGCAAUUUGAAAUGCUGGGAAGCUCGUGUGCUGCUGUGCAGCGGACGCCCGCCACCUUGUAAGGCAUGCCAAAACACUGGUGGAUGCAUCUUCGAUGAGACGCUCGACCUGAGACGAAAGGUUGCUGCGAGGCGCACCCAAGGAGAGCUAGAGUACUACCGAGGCCUGCUAUACUCGCUUCUCGAAACGCUUCGAUCCUCAGAUGAAGAAAAGGCCCGACAGAUGUUGGAAAAGAUCCGUGGCAAUGCCCAACUGAAUGACCUCGUCACUGUUAUCGACCCUCCUGCCACUGAUUUCAGUGACGCAAGUUCAGAGCACUCCAAGAGCGUUGGGCCUGCGGAAGAUAUCCCAUCGCAGCACGAGCGCCCAGUUGUCGAUGCCCACUUGCGGAUAACGGUGGAGAGGCUAUGUGAUAGUCCCUUGUUUCAGGUAUCUUCUGGGCCUUGGACAGUGGUUACUAAUGAUGACCAUAUUGUUUCGCACCUAAUAUCGUUGUACUUCACUUGGGAUCAUCCGUUAUUGCAGGUCGUGGAUCAAGAGACGUUCCUAAAGCAUAUGACUACCAAAGAAACCAAUCCAGAUUGCUGCACCUCGCUGCUUGUUAAUAGCAUAUUAGCUGUGGCAAGUAUCUAUUCCGACUUUCCAGAAGUUUUUGCUGCCCCUGACGAUGAGACGUCACGGGGGCAGCAUUUUUAUGCGGAAGCAGAGCGAUUGUGGAAUGCGGAGGAAGGCCGCGUUUCUCUAGCCAAUAUUCAAGCUGUGGCCCUAAUGAGUCGUUUCCUGAAAUUCCAAGGUAAAGACGACUUGAGCUGGCUCAUGCUCAGACAAGCUGUACAGCUCGCACAAGAUUUUGGCAUGUUCACUUCACCGAGGAUGGGACACCGCCAGUGGGAGAAAAUGUCUCUCAGACUGCAGCAUGCUUGUGCAAUCACUGCUUGGGGUCUCUUUAUUUUGAACGCGCAAACGUCCUUGCAUAGUCGCAAGGUCGCAGAGUUGAAGCUACCGAAAUAUAAACCUUAUCCUGUAACUGCGCUCGAUGAUGAUGAUGUUAUGUGGACACCGUAUCCUCGCUUCAAUCAGGUUGGCCUCGCCAAACACCCGGCAUAUCUACGAUUCGUCAUGACCAAAACGAUCGAUUUGACCGAGAUUAUCGCGGACAUACCGGAGCUGCUGUUUGACAAAGGGCUCGACAUGGCAAUUGGCGAACUGUGGAUAGCAGCCAAUAAGAAAUGCGUUCGCUUGCAGCGAUGGCUUGACAGCCUUCCGAAGGACUUUGAAGCCGACGAUGAGAAACCACCACAGAUCUUAUACCUGUAUAUCGGAUAUCACCAUACGAUUAUGGUACUAUUCCAAUAUUUCCUGGAGCAUCAACAUUUCGGGCCCACGUCCCAUCCAUCGGAAUUUGAACAGGCCCGGUCAAAUCAGCUUCGAUCGGCGAAGCAAGUUGUCCAGUGUCUCCGCUCGUACCAUGAAGCCUAUGGAUUGCGACAAAUACCCAGGCAGAUGCUCGAGCCCACCAAUAGUAGUCUCCUUGUCUUUCUGAGUGCCUUGAACGAGGACGAUUCAAAGGAUGCGUUUGUGGAAUUGUGUCGGUUUCUAGUGGCUUUCAGCAAGAGAUUCGCGUUAGCUAAAGAGAUGCUUCGCAAUCUAGAGAGCAUUGUUCAGUCCUCGAGGCUCACUUUACCCCCAGAAGCGGUUGCUGUACUGGAUCACAGGGGGCAGGAGACUUCACAAUGGCUGUAA